AUGGUACAUGUGGCCGUGGAAGGGUGUGGUCAUGGAGCGCUAGACGCUAUAUAUAAGAGCCUCAAGCCUGGUGUUGAGAUUCUCAUAAUAUGUGGUGAUUUCCAGGCUCUCAGAAACAUCACUGACUUGGACACAAUCAGCGUUCCUCCAAAAUACAAGCAGCUUGGUGAUUUUGCUGAUUACUAUUCUGGCAAGAAAAAGGCCCCUGUUCUUACUAUUUUCAUUGGUGGCAAUCACGAGUGUUCCUCCUACCUCCGAGAACUCCAGUACGGCGGAUGGGUUGCACCAAAUAUCUACUACUUGGGAGAAUUUGGAAGUGUCUGGUAUAAAGGGAUCCGUAUAUCCGGGAUACUGGGCAUCUGGAACGGCCUGACCUUCUACAGAAAGCGGACGGAAAAUUACCUGCUUCCUUAUAAUCCAGGAUCGCUUCGACUGGCGUAUCACGUCAAGCCCAAGAACCUCCUUAAAUUGCUUUUGAGCGGCAAAAGCGACAUUGUCCUUAGUCAUGAUUGGCCAAAGGGGAUCUGGCAAUAUGGCGAUGAAAGGGGGCUCCUCAGGAAGAAGAAGUUCUUCAAAGAGGACAUGCAGUCAGGCAAAUUGGGCUCUCCAGCUGCUAGAGCGGCUUUGGAGAAGCUUGUCCCACCUCAUUGGUUCUCGCUGCAUCUACACGUGAAAUUCACGGCUCAGUUCGAGAAGGAAGUCAAGGAAAGUGAAGAACGCAGUAACGAUAGUGAAAUCAGCCUCGACAUGGAUGGUGAUAGCAACGAGAUAGAGCUAGAUAUGGAUGACACGGCGCCCAAGAAGCUCCGCAAGGUGACCCGGAAAACGUCGUUUUUGGCGCUAGACAAGUGUCUUCCUCGAAGGGCGUUCCUAGACUACGUGGAUGUGGAGCCAAGACUGCACCCAUCGACAGACUCCAAGCUGCUCUUUUACGAUCCGCAAGCUUUGGCAGCGCAGCGAACUAUUGAGUCGUUUAUUAAAGAUAACCUCGAUCAGUGGCUGGAUUUAGAUCCACAAAUCAUACUCGAUUCAGGCCACAGUGGAGUGAAGUUCGUGGAGGAGCUUGAAGAGAAGGUCCUUGAGGCUGCAAAUGAGUACACAGGUCGGGAUCUUGAGGUGCCUUUGAAUUUUGAACGCGUGGCCCCCAGUAUGCUUGAGGACGAAAGACCACCUCUUCAGUACUGGCCUAAUCCACAGACAGAAGAGAUGUGCAAGAAGUUUGAUCUUCCCUUGCCCAGUCACACAUAG
Molecule: messenger RNA, 1248 nt
Organism: Candidozyma duobushaemuli
Lineage: Eukaryota; Fungi; Ascomycota; Pichiomycetes; Serinales; Metschnikowiaceae
Gene: DBR1
Product: RNA lariat debranching enzyme
Exons: 1
Coding region: 1-1248 (415 amino acids)
Biological process (GO): mRNA splicing, via spliceosome
Cellular component (GO): nucleus
Molecular function (GO): RNA lariat debranching enzyme activity
Source: RefSeq, a predicted model, not a curated record